This is a messenger RNA of Carassius carassius (crucian carp), 3970 nucleotides long. It is a transcript of the gene whrnb, whose product is annotated as whirlin b. Gene Ontology annotation, molecular function: protein binding. Lineage: Eukaryota; Metazoa; Chordata; Actinopteri; Cypriniformes; Cyprinidae. Gene Ontology annotation, biological process: sensory perception of sound; auditory receptor cell stereocilium organization. The transcript has 12 exons. The coding region runs from base 465 to 3347 and encodes 960 amino acids. Gene Ontology annotation, cellular component: plasma membrane; stereocilia ankle link complex; photoreceptor inner segment. The record is from RefSeq and is a predicted model, not a curated record.
AAGAAAUCCGAGCGAGGCACACUGACCAGACGCGCUGCUCUUCUGAGCGCAGCUUCCAAACUUUAAACGUUCUUGCUGUGUUUUUGUUUCUUUCUCGGAGCCGGACGCGUCUCUCCGCCCGUUUCUCAUCGCACAGUGAGUUACCAAAAGGAUUAAAGUCACUAUAACGGGCGUCAAAUCCUCGCAGGACUUAAUUCGGGGUUGUUGUUUGCCUUUGGAAGAACAGUGUACUUUUUCCACUAUUCAAAGUGAUUAUUAAACUAAUUUAAUUAAUAAUCUAAAGUUUCGAAACUACAUUGCACUAGUUAUUCUGCGUUGUUAUUUUGAAGACUCAACUCAGCAUGGCUGGGUACAGGUUUAACGCACGAAUCGCUGUGCGCUUCCGUUUUUAGCAACAGUCAGUGACCGUGCUCUGUUCCUAAUGCCUGAUGUGAAAUCCCCCUGUGGUUCUGAGGUGUCCGAGAAUGAGCACGGAUUUGGAGUGCGCUUCUCUCAAGUCAGGCGCGAACUCCCUAGGCUCCGGUGGCCGCGCGCUUUCCGUUAACGUCAAGAAGUUGCACAACGCGCUCAACGUGCUGCUCAACGACUUCGAAAGGGAGCAGUUCAUCCACUGUCUCAACGUUUACCACGCCAAGCGCAAUGUCUUCGAUCUCGUGCAGACUCUCAAAGUCAUUCUCAACACACCCAAAAAGCGCCAACUCUUACCCAUGCUGCGCCUGGUCAUACCCCGCUCGGACCAGCUGCUGUUCGACCAGUACACAUCGGAAGGGCUUUAUCUGAAGACGGAUCUGCUGGCAGCCAGUGUUAAGCACGAGUGCUCGGAAGACCUCAGCAGCACGAACGCGCAUGUUGGAGCAUCCUCCGUGCAUUUUCUGCACGAGUCCGAGCAGGCCGGUCCCAGUCACGGAUCCGUGCACCAGGCUCUGGUUUUCAGCACCGCGGCUGAGGUGACAGCGCCAGCGCUGAUGCAGGAAGCGCCUGAUGAAAUCCGCCAAGUUACGCUGAAAAGGAGCAAGAGCCACGAAGGCCUAGGAUUCAGCAUACGGGGUGGGUCAGAGCAUGGAGUUGGCAUCUAUGUGUCUUUGGUGGAGCCGGGAUCAUCCGCUGAGAGAGAGGGGCUCAGAGUUGGAGACCAGAUCAUGCAAGUCAAUAACAUGGUGUUUGACCGAGUCACUCAUGGAGAGGCAGUCAAGGUAUUGAAAGGCUCUAAGAAGCUCUUCAUGUCGGUCUGUUCUAUGGGACGGAUCCCAGGUGGUUACGUGACCAAUCACGUGUACACAUGGGUGGACCCUCAGGGCCGCAGUGUGUCCCCACCACCAGACUUGCUGGAGCAGCAUGGCUCGGGAGGAAGACAUUUGGAAAUCCAGCAACUUGGCCAUACACACAUUCGGCACGAGGGUGCUGAGAAGAAGGUGAAUAUCUCACUGGAUGAUGGGCGAUCUCUUGGUUUGAUGAUCCGUGGAGGUGCUGAGUAUGCUCUGGGCAUUUAUAUCACCGGAGUGGACCGAGGGUCUGCUGCAGAGUACAGCGGACUAAAGGUAGGGGAUCAGAUUCUGGAGGUCAAUGGACGUAGCUUCCGGAGCAUUUCUCAUGACGAGGCUGUGCAGAUCUUGAAGAAUUCCCACCACAUGCUGAUGACCAUAAAGGACGUGGGGCGGCUGCCUCACGCACGGACUGUGGUGGAUGAGACCAAAUGGAUUCCCAGUGCACAGAUCGCUGAGAGCUCGGCCAAUAGCAACACUCAGAGUGUUCUGCCUGUGGAUGUUGGAGCAGGAAGUUCAGUAAAGUCAAUCUGUUGUAAAGGUGUUGUGCCAGCGGUCGGAGCGGUACGCGCAGGAGCCUGGAGCUCACUGGAGGAGCAGGCGUACAUGCUUCUGACAGAGACAGAGAGACAGACCAUGAGCUAUUACAUUCAAGAGUACCAGCGUGCACACAUCGGGGCAGAGCCUCUGGCCAUGGCCCUGUUUGAACUCUUCAACACACAUGCCAAGCUGUCCUUGCUGGCUGAGGUGCGGACUCUGGUCGUCCCGCAGGAUCUGGAACGAUUCGAUGGGCAGGUGUUACAUCGUGAGAUGGAAGCGUGGAGAGCUCGUCACGGAGGCCUGGGCCUCCUGCACCCUGACUCUAUCUGUGUCACCCAUCCAGAGGGCCACAUUCCUGCUGCCUGCCAGCUGACCAAUGCAGUCCUUGGCUACAACAAGAAUGAGUGCAGGUUGGACGGUAGUUUGAUGCCAAUUGAGAGUCUAAAUUCUCUUCCUGAUGUUUCUCUGGACAAGGUGCAGCCGUCAUCCGAGUCACCCCCUUCGUUCAAGCCUCCCCCUCCACCUGUUCGACACGCCAGCCCUAAAAAUCAGAGCAAACGACCUUCGUCCAAGCUGUCCCAGACCAACCUGCUCUUUACCGCCCCCUGUAGGCGGCAUCAGGAGAACCACACCCACAAUCACUCGCACUCGCCCUGCUCUGCUCACACCUCCCCAUGUACCAUCCACCACACCGCCUCCACCUGCUCUGUCCGUCACACUCCUCCACCCUGCUCUCACCAUCACAGCUCUCCACGAUCAUUAUCCUACCAUGCUAGCCCUUCUUCUGGACCCCCAUGUAAAGAUUUGGUUCAGUUUCUGAUGAGCAGGCAAGCGGCGGUGCUCUCCCCACACCUAGAGUCUCCAAACCGUUCUAGAGAAGGAACCCCCAUGAUCUCUCCACGCUCCUCUCCAUCGAUUUCGCCUUCACUGCUAAUGCCUGCACCGCCCCCCUGUAGCCCUGAGAAGCUCGAGGGCUCCCCCUCUACACACCGCUGCGGUGCCACCCAGACCAGCCCACUACACCCCGAGCCAGAGACGACAGAGGAAAGGCCUCAGCCCCAACUACGAGGAGCCACACUGUCCCAGCUGUCAGACAGCGGACAGACUCUGAGUGAGGACAGUGGAGUGGAUAUCGCAGAGGCUGGGGGGUUGAGUAAGGACAGCAGCCCGCGACCAGGUAAACCUCCGUUCCUCCAGGUCACAGCUGACACACGCAGAGCAGAUGGACUCGCACAGGCCACCGCAAAACAGAUGGGAGUAAUGGAGCCUACACUUGUACGGGUGCCCAAGUGUGCCAGUACACUGGGGAUUGCUGUUGAAGGGGGUGCCAACACCAGACAGCCUCUGCCACGCAUCGCCACCAUACAGAAGGGGGGCUGUGUGCAUAUCUCUGGACAGUUGCGGGUGGGUCAGGUGAUUCUGGAGGUGAACGGCGUGUCUCUAAAAGGCAUGGAGCACCGGGACGCAACUCGGGUCAUUGCCGAGGCCUUUAAGACCAAAGACUAUGUCGACUUUUUGAUCACCGAGUUCAACUCUGCUCUGUAGAAGUCGACCCUCGAGAGUUUUACUAGACGCCACUGCGAAGAAUGUCACUUUACGUCACGUCCACACAGAGGGGCUGAAUGAGUCAUGUUUGUCAUAUCUGAGUCACAGUUAGCUUAGAGUUCAAAAGCUGCAACGCCCACCUUACGUCUGUGUUCUCGCUAUAACAACGAGCAGCUGCCACACACCUUCACUGAACCUGUUCCUGGUAUGUUCCAGUGGAUGAUCUGCAGAGCCAAGACUGAUGCUGAUAUGUUUGAUAGGAUGAGAUCAGGGUUAUAUCGAGUCUGUCAGAUGUGUGCCAUACACACACAUACACACACACACACACACACACACACACACACACACACACACACACACACACAUACGUAUACUACCGUUAAGUUUGGGGUCUUAUGUUUUUGAAAAAAGUCUCUUAUGCUGUCUUAUCUGUGUAUAUUUUAAUAUAUUUCACUCCGUAUACAGCCAUAUGCUUUAGUCUUUGUUGUUACAUGAUUCUUCAGAAAUCAUUCUAAUACUGUAUGCUGAUUUGGUGCUCAAGAAACAUUUCUUAUUAUCAAUGCUGAAAACAGUUGUGCUGCUAAAUUUCUUUUUGUGAAAACCUUGCCAUGCAUUGAUACAUG